CUGGCUCUAAACACACAGAAGAAGAAAAAAAACACAAGAAGCAUAAGAAGAGCUACAUUCUUGACGGGAGAUUCAACAAGGGAAGGAAAAUGUCGUUAAUAAACUUUUUACCCAUGCCAACUCAGCUGUCUCAAGACCAGCUUGAGGCAGAAGAGGCGGCUCAUUCCCGUUCCACAGCACUGGUUGUAAGUUGUAGAGACCCUCCUCCGUAUGGGUCCCGAAAAGGUUGGGUGCCGCGCAGUACUGAGGACUUCGGUGAUGGUGGUGCAUUCCCGGAGAUCCAUGUGGCCCAGUACCCACUUGAAAUGGGCAGAAAGAAAAAAACCUCCAACGCCCUUGCCUUACAGGUGGAUGCGGAGGGCAAGGUUAAAUAUGACGCAAUUGCCCGUCACGGCCAGGGAAAGGAUAAGGUCAUAUUUAGUAAAUACACAGAUUUACUUCCGAAGGAAGUGCUUCAUGAUGAUGCACCUGAACUGCAGAGACCUGAUGAGGAGGCUGUUAAAGAGCUAACAGAAAAGACCAGAGCUGCUCUAGACAAACAGGUGUCUCAGAAGAUCGCUGCUGCCAUGCCUGUACGAGCAGCAGAUAAACAAGCCCCGGCUCAGUACAUACGAUACACACCUUCACAGCAGGGUGUGGCAUUUAACUCUGGUGCCAAGCAAAGGGUCAUCCGUAUGGUGGAGAUGCAGAAAGAUCCGAUGGAGCCGCCACGCUUUAAGAUUAAUAAAAAGAUUCCUCGUGGCCCUCCUUCUCCUCCUGCUCCUGUCAUGCACUCUCCAAGCAGAAAGAUGACUGUAAAAGAACAACAGGAGUGGAAGAUUCCUCCUUGCAUUUCCAACUGGAAGAACGCCAAGGGUUACACAAUACCACUGGACAAGCGCCUGGCUGCUGAUGGAAGAGGUCUUCAGACGGUUCAUAUCAAUGAGAAUUUUGCCAAGUUAGCUGAGGCUCUCUACAUUGCAGACAGAAAGGCACGAGAAGCUGUGGAGAUGCGUGCUCAGGUGGAAAAGAAAAUGGCACAAAAGGAAAAGGAGAAGAAGGAAGAGAAGCUCAGGGAACUGGCAAAGAUGGCCCGAGACAAGAGAGCAGGGAUCAAGGGUCACGGAGACAAAGGUGGUGAAGACGGUGAGGUCAGGGAGCGUGACGAGAUCCGACAUGACCGGAGAAAGGAGCGGCAGCAUGACAGGAACAUCUCAAGGGCCGCCCCUGAUAAGAGGUCUAAACUGCAGCGGGACCAGGACAGAGACAUCAGUGAGAUGAUUGCGCUGGGUCAGCCCAAUACUCGUGUCUCCAGUGAGGCUCAGUAUGACCAGCGCCUCUUUAACCAGAACAGGGGAAUGGACAGUGGCUUUGCAGGAGGAGAGGACGAGAUAUAUAAUGUUUAUGACCAACCGUUUGGGAGAGGCAGAGACAUGGCACAGAACAUCUACAGGCCCAGCAAGAACACCGGCAAGGAUCUAUAUGGAGAUGACUUGGACACCCUCAUGCAGAGCAACAGGUUUGUUCCUGAUAGGGAGUUUUCUGGUACGGAUCACGGCCCACGUAGGGAUGGACCUGUUCAGUUUGAAGAAGAUCCUUUUGGUCUGGACAAGUUCUUGGAAGAGGCCAAACAGCACGGUGGCUCCAAGAGACCAUCAACCGCUGGGCGCUCAAAGGACUAUGAUCAUGACAAGAAACGCAGGAAGGAGUGAGCAGCAGUUCAAGUACCUGUUUAGGAUUUAGACCAGGUUUUAAAGUCAACCCACAGUGGGAGCCUCCUUUAUUAAUAGCACCUGGCAUUUCAUGUCAUGUUCCAAAUAUCUUUUGUCUAUCAAACACGAUGGUUUUAGCGCAAAUGUAAAUACAUGGAGCCAGUAACUAUAUUACUGAAUUCAUGAUUUAGGAAGUGACAGACUUGGCAACAUCCCUCAUUCUUUUUUUCUUUUCUUGAUUGAUUUUGUAACAUAUAAGUUUAUAAGUUGUAAUAAGUUUUCUAGCCAAGGAGGUUGUGUGCAUAACUUCUGUAUUUUUAACAGUGUCCUAUUUCCUGGUCUGUUUAUUUGAUUAUUAUUUUUGUCUGAUUUAUCCAAGUGUUGUGUAAACAUCCAGUGAAAAUGUCUUCUGUUAAAAAAAUAAAUCUGUAAUAUUCA
Molecule: messenger RNA, 2129 nt
Organism: Clarias gariepinus (North African catfish)
Lineage: Eukaryota; Metazoa; Chordata; Actinopteri; Siluriformes; Clariidae
Gene: snw1
Product: SNW domain containing 1
Exons: 14
Coding region: 90-1691 (533 amino acids)
Biological process (GO): mRNA splicing, via spliceosome
Cellular component (GO): spliceosomal complex
Source: RefSeq, a predicted model, not a curated record